CCACCUCUCUACUCCAUGGAGUCCUCUCAGACUGCGUCCUCCGCUCUGGAACGACUCACCUUUAACAACACCGCGCUGAAACGGCUCCCGGUAGAUGUCCCCGCCGAGCCCUGCUCCAGGACUGUCCCGGGAGCGUGUUUCUCCCGUGUCGGCUCUCUUCAUCCACUGCUCCGGCCCAGAAUCGUAGCGCUGUCCCAGUCAGCUUUCUCUCUAUUGGGCCUGAGAGCGCAAGACGUGCUGGACGACCCUCUCUCCCCGGAGUAUUUGAGCGGAUCCAGGCUGCUGCCUGGUUCCGAGCCGGCUGCGCACUGCUACUGCGGGCAUCAGUUCGGGCUGUUCACGGGUCAGCUGGGUGAUGGAGCGGUCAUGUAUCUGGGGGAGGUGGAGUCCGACACCCACGGACAUUGGGAGAUACAGGUGAAAGGUGCUGGAGUCACACCUUACUCCAGAGACGGUGAUGGCAGGAAGGUGCUUCGCUCCAGCAUCAGAGAGUUCCUAUGCAGCGAAGCCAUGUUUGCCCUGGGGAUCCCCACCACCCGAGCAGCCUCCCUUGUUACCUCUGACCUCUACAUCAGCAGAGAUCCUCUCAACAAUGGUGAACGGAUUCCGGAGCGUUGCUCAGUUGUCAUGCGUCUCGCCCCUUCCUUCAUCAGAUUUGGCUCCUUUGAGAUCUUCCUGGGCCGGGAUGAAUUCUCUGGCCUGCAGGGUCCCAGCGCGGGGCGCCAAGACAUCCGUGCUCAGCUGCUGGAUUAUGUGAUUGAGAGUUUCUUUCCACAUGUUCUGCAGGCUCACCACAACAGGAAAGAAAGAAAUCUCUCUUUUUUCAGAGAGGUGACGAUGCGGACGGCAAAGCUGGUGGCCCAGUGGCAGUGUGUUGGCUUUUGCCAUGGUGUCCUCAACACAGACAAUAUGAGCAUCCUGGGUCUGACUCUGGACUAUGGGCCCUUUGGUUUCAUGGACAGAUUUGAUCCAGAUUUUGUCUGCAAUGCCUCAGACAAAAGGAGGCGCUAUUCGUACCAAGCGCAGCCCUCCGUGUGCCGCUGGAACCUGGCUCGUCUGGCCGAGGCGUUGGGCUCGGAGCUGAAGGCAGCGGAUGCAGGAGCGGUGCUGGAUGAUUUCAUGCCCACUUAUGAGGCUUACUAUCUGUGUGGCAUGAGAAAAAAGUUGGGACUUGUGAGAAAAGAAGAGGCAGAGGACAGAGAAGUUGUGUCAGAGCUAUUGCGGGUCAUGCACAACACAGGGGCUGAUUUCACCAACACUUUUCGCCUUCUGAGCCGGGUACCUUGGCCUGAGGGAGGAGAUGAUGAGAGGGCCACUGUGGGGCCAGUGGUGGACCUCAUUCUAAAGCAGUGUGCCUCCAUUGAGGAGUUAAAGGUGGCUAAUAAGCCUACGAUGGAGGACCGUGAACUGGCAAUGAUUCUGUCCAUGGCACACACCAACCCAGUCAUGUUCGGAAUGGUAGCAGACAGGCCAGACGUGGCCCAGCAGCUGGAACUCAUGGGCCGGCUAAAAGAGCUCCUUGAGACGGAUCAAGAAGAGCUGAAAGAAAAACAGCGCGACGACUGGAUCCGCUGGAUUUGCCAAUACAGGAGGCGCUUAGCCCGGGAGUUUGAUGGUACAAGGGACUUGCACCUUGUUAAGCAACAGAGGCUAAGAGUGAUGAACAGCAGCAAUCCACGUGUGGUUCUUCGCAACUAUAUUGCACAGAAUGCUAUUCAAGCAGCCGAUAAAGGAGACUUCUCUGAGGUAAACAGAAUUCUCAAAGUUCUGGAGGACCCGUACACGGACCCUGAGCCUUUGUGCCAACAACAAGAUGGAGCAGGUAACAGCAGUAAAACAAGUGAAGAAAGGGACCUCCUCGCAAUCCAAGAGAGACUGAAAAGUACAUUGAAGGAACAGUGUCUGAAAGUUUACGAGGGCAAUGCAGGAGAAGGACAACGUAUUUACCUAAAAGAAAUCUACACAGAGCUGCAUGUGAUAGCAGGAACCUGGGGAGGUUUAAGUGAUGAGCGUGAGUUCAGACAGCAAAAGUCCAAGCAAAUGGCAGUGGAAGAAACAAUUAAAGUCCGAGAUCUUUUCAAGCCCGAUCAAGAAAGACAGAUAAGGACUGUGCUUACUCAGGGUAUACCUGGAAUGGGUAAAACAGUCUGUGCACAGAAGUUCACUCUGAGCUGGGCAGAAGGAGAAGAACAUCAGGACAUCACCUUUCUCUUUCCGCUCCCUUUCAGGGAGUUGAAUUCCUUCAUGGGCGGGGGAGACUCUUCAUUAAUGGGCCUACUCCACUGGUUUUUCCCCCAGAUAAAACCCAUCGAGAAGCUAUCAGACUCCAAAGUCCUCUUCAUUUUCGAUGGCCUUGAUGAGAGUCUUCUCCCAUUAAAUUUCAAAUACAACAAGGUUUUGAGAGACGAGACGGAGCCGGCCCCGCUCGAUGUGCUGAUCACAAAUCUCAUCACAGGAGAUCUGCUCUGCAACGCAUUCGUCUGGAUCACAUGUAGGCCUGCGGCGACGGGCAAAAUUCCUCGAAAGUACAUUGACCAGUGGACUGAAAUCAAGGGCUUCACUGAAGACCGAUGGCAGGAAUACUUUAAGAAGCGUGUGAGUGACGAUGCCCUCUCCCUUCGGAUCAUAGACCAUGUGAAGUCAUCAAAAAGCCUCUAUGUAAUGUGUCAAAUACCAAUUUUCUGCUGGAUCACCGUCACUUUGAUUAAGAGAAUGCUGCAUGAAGACGUGACCGGAAGAUUGCCCAACACCCUGACUGAGAUGUACGUGUAUCUUCUUCUCUGUCAGACUGACCGGAUGGCUGAAAGGCACUACCCCAUGAGCGGUGAUAACGUUUGUUUGAAGCUGGCAGAACUAGCGUUCCGUCAGCUGGAGCAGCGUAAACAGAUCUUCUAUGAGGCUGACCUGAAAGAGUGCCACAUGGACAUCAAUGAGGCAACCACGUAUUCAGGUGUUUGCACAGAGAUGUUUCACAUGGAGGUGGGAAGGGGACAAAAAGUUUUUAACUUUGUGCAUUUGAGUAUCCAGGAGUUUCUGGCAGCUGUGUUUGUACAUUAUUCAUACAUGCAUAACAAGGAAAAUGUUCUUCUGGGUCGUCUGGAAAGACUUUCCUCAAAACUGUGGAGAAAGUCUGUUUUUGGCUUUCAUAAAUCUGCCAUUGAAAAGGCUUUGAAAAGUCCAGAUGGCCACUGGGAUCUCUUCCUUCGCUUCCUUCUGGGCCUUUCGUUGAAGUCAAACCAGGAGCUCCUUUAUGGUGUGUUGCAUUUGGAAGCAGAAGGAGAAGAAGAUGUGGCGAAAACCACACAGUUUAUCAAAGAAAUUAUCAAUGAAGAACCCGAAUCAAAGCUCAACUUGUUCCACUGUCUGGGGGAGCUCAGAGAUGAAUCUCUGGUACAGGAGAUUCAGGGCUUUGUAAGUUCUGGGAGGAUUGGAAGCACACAGUUAUCUUCGGCUCAAUGGUCCGCUCUCACUUUUGAGCUAAUGACAUCAGAUACUCUGGAGGAAACGUUUGACCUAAAGAAGUACUCAAGAUCAGAAGAAGGGCUAGAGAAGCUGCUGGUUGUUAUAACUUCCUCCACACAUGCCCUCCUAAAUUAUUGCAACCUCACUGAAAACUGCUGUCCAUUGCUGGCCUCUGCCUUGAGCUCAACGUCCUCUCAUCUGACAGAUUUAGAUUUGAGUAACAACAAGCUGAAGGAUUCGGGAGUGCAGCUGCUUUCUGAAGGUCUACUGAGUCCACAAUGCAAGCUGAAGAGUUUAAGAUUGCAUGAAUGCAAAGUGGAGGGUGGCUGCUGUGAGGCCUUGGCUGCUGCUCUUAACACAGAGUCAACACAACUGAGAGAGCUGGACCUGAGCGCUAAUGACCUCCAGCACAGUGGAGUGACGGCCCUGAGUUUGGGACUGAGCGGCUGUCACUGCAAGAUUGAGAUGUUGAGUUUAAGUCAGUGCAAACUGGGGGAGAGCUCCUGUGGAGCGUUAGCUUCAAUCUUCAACUCAGACUCUUCUCAACUGAAAUCUCUUGAUUUGAGUAACAACAACCUGAAGGAUGCUGGGGUGUCCCUGCUUGCUGCUGGACUAACAAGUCCAAGUUGUAAACUAGAAAUUCUGAGACUCAGCUGCUGUGGCCUAACGCAGAAAUCCUGUAGCUGCCUUAGUUCACCUCUCAGCUCAGACUCCAGCAAAGUCAAACAUCUGGACCUGAGUGGGAACAGCCUUCAAGGUCCAGGUUUUGGUACACUGUGCUCCGGCCUCAAAAGUCAGCACUGUAGACUGGAAACUUUAAUAUUAAAAGAGUGCAGUCUUCAGAAAUGCUGUGCUGACAUCGCCUUAGUCCUGAGCACUAACAACUCCCACAUGAAGAAGCUUGACCUGAGUGAGAAUGACCUGGAGGACCUGGAAGUAGAGUUGCUCUCUAACGGAAUAGCAAACCCAAACUGUGUCUUGGAAACCUUGAGCCUGUCGUUUUGUGGAGUCACCGUGAAAGGCUGUGCUCAUCUGGCUUCAGCCCUGAGCUCCAACCCUUCCCACCUGAGGCAGCUGGACCUCAGCUACAAUUAUCUCCAGGACUCUGGAGUGGAUCUGAUCUCGGAUCAGCGGGACGAUCCACUUUGUAGACUAGAACAUCUAAGUGUGGAUCAUAACGAGGAAUGUUACCUGAAAUCAACACUAAAAAAUUACUCCUGCAUCCUGACCUUUGACGCAAACACAGCCUCUACGUCUCUAUUUCUACACGACGGAGGUAAACAGGUGACGUGGGUCAGGGAGUCACAGCCGUACCCAAAACACCCCGAGAGGUUUGAAAGCGUCUCCCAGGUCCUGUGUCACCAAGGCCUUACCCAGCGACACUACUGGGAGGUGGAGUGGCGAGGACGCUGGGUGGACGUCGCCGUCGCCAUGAGGGGAAUCAGUCGCAGAGCGAACAGUCACGUGUCUGCGUUCGGCAAAACGGACCAGUCCUGGUGUCUGUUCUGCUCCGAAGAUCACUACAUCGCCGAGCAUGACAGCGAGCGCGAGGAAAUAUCCGUACCCGCGUCCCGCUCUCGGAAGGUCGCGGUCUAUCUGGACUGGCCUGGUGGCACCCUGUCCUUCUACAGGGUGUCUUCUGGGAGCCUCAAACAUCUUCACACGUUCUACAGUAACUUCAGCGAGCCGCUCUACCCCGGGUUUGGGAUGGAAGAGGACGACUGCUCUGUCAUUAUUCGUUCCAAUUAGGAUGCGUAGGAACGCGUUUGAGGUAACAGCAGAUGCAUUUCCAUCGAUCUUAAAAGCGCACAAUUUGACAUUUUGAAAAUAUAUUUGCUGAAUAUAAACCUGCAAAUUUAGAAAAAAAACAACUUCU
Messenger RNA from Poecilia reticulata (guppy), 5338 nucleotides. It is a transcript of the gene selenoo2, whose product is annotated as selenoprotein O2. The record is from RefSeq and is a predicted model, not a curated record. NCBI's taxonomy places the organism in Eukaryota, Metazoa, Chordata, Actinopteri, Cyprinodontiformes, Poeciliidae. Gene Ontology annotation, molecular function: protein binding.